AUGAAUUCCACUUAUACACAUGAAAUUUUUUGUCCUGAAAUUUUAGAAACUCAUUCAAUAAAUACUUUAUCUGAAGCUUUUGAACAACUUAAAUCAUUAUAUCAAAAUGAUGAUAAUAGUGAAUUUGAAAAUAAUCAAUCAGAAUCUAAUCCAAUUCCAGAAAAAA
Molecule: messenger RNA, 166 nt
Organism: Funneliformis geosporum
Lineage: Eukaryota; Fungi; Glomeromycota; Glomeromycetes; Glomerales; Glomeraceae
Source: the annotation of a GenBank genome assembly